Messenger RNA from Darwinula stevensoni, 2605 nucleotides. Lineage: Eukaryota; Metazoa; Arthropoda; Ostracoda; Podocopida; Darwinulidae. The record is from the annotation of a GenBank genome assembly.
UUGAAUCCCACAGGCCUCGCACCCCCUCGCCAUCAACCUCUUCGCCAUCCACCUCAUCGCCAUCCACCCUCUAGCCAUCCCCCUCCUCGCCAUCCACACGCGGCGAGAAUGCAUCGUUGGGCGCUGGCGCUCCUCCUCGGCCCGGGCCUCCUCGCCCUGGUCGCGGCGAAGAGGAGCCAUCGGACCUGGAACGUGGGAGACCUGGCGCAAAUCCAGCCAAGAGAUGGAAUCGAGGGCGGAUAUGGAGAAUUCGUCUUUGAAAGCGGAGAGAACAUCACUUUCGUCUGCACGUUGACCGACGCUGGGUUAAACGAGUCGAUCAGUGUCUCUCAGCUUAGAUUCCGGAUUCCCACCGAUGAAGUCUUGAAACCGAAUUUCACGUCGAGUGAUACGACGGUGUCCUUAACGAUUAUCAACGCCGCGGCGGAAGAUUCCGGUCGGUACGACUGCGGGAACGUUUCCAGCAACGGGACCUUUUCCAUGCUUCACACCGUGCCCUUGGAAAUCGGCUUUCCGCCGAUGGGGCCGAAAUCUUGGCGUUGCUGGUCGAAGGAGCUGGAACUGCUUCACUGCGUUUGGUCGAAAGAGGAUAAUCCCGUCACGACGUAUUACGCUUUCUUCGUCCAGACCGAAGGGAGCGUAGCGGAAUGCCUCCCGCCGAAGCCGAAUGCAGAGGAAUGCGAGGCGGGCAAGGGCCAGAGCCCUCCUUAUCGUCCCACCGAGGAAGAAGUGGACAUCGUCGUGAGGGCCCACAAUCUGCUCCAUAACGAGACCUUCACUUAUUUCUUUGAUCACUACCGGAACAUCAAGAUCGUGGAAUUGAAGGAUGUGGAUGUGAAGACAAUCGAUGCAGAAACGCUGAACGUCACCUGGGAUCUCCCGUCUGAUUUGCAGCUCUACAACGUCUCCAUCGUCCAUAACAUCCAAUGGGUGCCCCGGCCGUGGGCUGAGGAGCUCCAUUUCGUUAGCGUAGAGGGGCGGGAAAUCCCAACAAAGAAUGUGAUCCGGCCGACAUCUGUGUCGGACACAUCCGCCGUGUUCAAGAACUUGAGCACCAAGUCAUUAUACAAAUUCUACAUCGUUUCCAGCAACGAAAUGGGAAAAGCUCCACAAAAGUCUAUCAUUGAUGUCGACAAGGAAAAGAACCGGAUCCCAUGCCCAACGAUCCUGAACGAGAUCUUAACGGAUGACGGGAGGUUUUUGCUGGAAUGGAAGGCACCUGGAGAAGGAACGACGACGAAUUACACUGUGUUUUGGUGCAGUUCCCCCCCGGCCUGGCCCAAUUGCGAUUCGGACAUCGACUGGGAUGUUGUUCCCAAGUCCAACACCACUUUCGAGCUGAAUUCAACCGAAUCCCUCAAAUUCGCUGUGUCGGCCAACGGAGAAUUCGGGCACAGCGGAAUGGGCUGGGAGAAGAUCGAGUAUGGGCCAGACUCAGGGCUGAAUCUCCCUAUCUCGGUGCUGGUGAUCACUGCCCUUAUCGCUGUUGCCUUGGUCACAUCAAUUGUUCUUGGUGGCAAGAGGUUGUGGAAGCAUUUCCAUAAGAUGGGGGAUAUUCACGUGACGCUGCCAUCAGCAUUUUCUGACAAUAAUCUGAAUAAGCCAGGGGACCACUCAAAUCAAGGCUUUCUAUACGAAACUGACAGCGUUAGCAUGAACCAGACCAUAACUGGUUUCCAAGUGGUUAAACUGAACCACAAGGAAGAUGGAGAGAGCGAUAAGCCCAAGUCCACAGUCCUAGUCAGGACAAAUUCGCUGCCAGACUUGGGGAGAGACAAACCAACUCCCAAAGAUUUCUUGCUGCAGCUUCACAGAAGAAGGAGCACAAAAACAGAAAUCAUCGCAGACUCUGAAGGAUACUCGAUGGAGCCUCUCAUUCGUAGCACAAAAACAGGAAUCAUCGCAGAUACUGCAUUAGCAUACUUUCAAAUUGGAAUUCAGGAAGAGGAAACUUUGCCUGACACGAAAGGCUCCACUCUUGGGAGUCCCCCAACCAAGACGCGAGGCCCUGUUGAGGGAUACCAGAAAUUGCAAGAUCCCUGGAAAGAUUCCGGAUAUUGGAUCGUUUGCGAAAGGGACUUGUGCCUCGCACCCAAUGAAGGACGAAGCCAGUAUAUCUGUAUUGACCUUGAGGAUGGAGAGAAAGCACCUGACGACGAUCAUGAUGACGACAGCAGGAUUCUCGACAGUGAUUACGAUGAGUCCCUUGUCGACAACGGGGAACUCAUGAAAAAACUCGGCAUCGUGGGGAUGGAGACACAAAGUGAAGGGCUGAGCCCUGGUUACGUUCAGGCCAGUGUGUUGUCCACCCGUGGUGCAAGGACCAUGUGUCUCAGCUUGAGCUACGAACAUGGAGAAGCAAGCGAGGAACAGCCAGGGGAAUUUCUUCAAGUUAGCUGCAUUUUUGAAGGCGAAAGCAUCCCCAGUUAGGGCCUGGAUUAGUAUUCAUGGUUUUAAGAAUGCUGCAAGUUCAACAAUCCCUAUCAUUUAGUGCAGUUGGGAUUCGAUGCCUUGAACUCUUAAGGCAUUUUCCACAGGGCAUUGCAUCUUCAGAUAUCAUGCCUUCAAUCUUCAUUCGAACUUCCACUUGAUGCUUUUAUCGGAC